Molecule: messenger RNA, 1269 nt
Organism: Tetrapisispora phaffii CBS 4417
Lineage: Eukaryota; Fungi; Ascomycota; Saccharomycetes; Saccharomycetales; Saccharomycetaceae
Exons: 1
Coding region: 1-1269 (422 amino acids)
Molecular function (GO): protein binding
Source: RefSeq, a predicted model, not a curated record
AUGUUAGACAUUAGGCAACGUAUUUUUGAUUUGAAUGAAUCGAGGCGUGACGCUGGUGUCAUUGAGAUUAUUGGACGUGCUAGUGACAGGAUCGAAUCAAGAAACUCUGAUACUAAUAAUUUUUAUUUCAAUGAUCGAUUUUUGUCAAGAAAUCAUGCAUCGUUAUGUAUAAAAUUGUUGCAACCUACAUUAUCUGACACUUCUGUCGUCGACCAAUUUAGGAUAUUUGUAACUGAUUUAGAUAGCUCUUAUGGUAUCGUUGAUCUUUACUGCAAUGAUCAAAAACAAGAUGUGAUCGAUAUAAAGAAUGGUGAAUAUUUUGGUUUGAUUGAUUUAAAGAAUAAUGAAAGCGAUUCUCGUAUUCUUUACAAGCUACGGUGCCGUGUGGUUAUCUUUCAAGAUCCGUUGUCGAAGGGUUAUAUUUGUCAACUUGAAGUGGAAAAUUUAGUCAAUGAGGACGAUAUUGUAAGUUUAAGUGAUAGUUACGAACUUAGUGAUUCUUCUGUCAACGAGAAAAUUGUUGCUGACUUUAAUGAGGCGCGACUUGGAGAUAACUUAUUCGACACGAGAAGUGAAAGAGAAGAAGAUGAGAUAUCUAUAAGUUAUUCUAAGGUAAGUAACGAUUUAGAUCCAGAUAGUUCUAACCUGUCAAGUUUUGAAAAUAUUAUAUAUUCUGACACUAGAACUUCAGAAAGUGGUUCUGAAGAGUUAAGCCCAAGCCCUGAAACUGUUGAUGAUUGUUUUGAAACCAGAUCGGAGUUGAUUGAUGAGAAGUAUAGUGUCGUUUCUUUACAUGCAGAAGAUCGACAAGAAUAUCCAAAGAAUAAUGAUUUUGUAAUUUUGGAUACUUCAAAGAUCUCAAAAAAAGGAUCACAAAGUAUUGACCCAAUAAUUACAUAUCCUGCUAAUAAUUUUACUGCCGAUAUUGAUAUAUCAGGGACUGACGAAAUCAUUCAAGACAGUGUGCCAGCUGUGACUUCUAACAUCACUUCCCCGUGCACUAUUUAUGAUGAUAAAUUUAAUCACAAUUAUUCGAAACAUAAAUCCAGUAAAAGAUCACUGCAACCAGAAUUUCAAGAGAUUAACUUAAGAAAAAUAUGCAGUCCAAUAAAGAAAAGAAAAAAGAUUAAUGCGAUUACUAAAACGCUCAGGAGUAAAAAAGAAUUAAUAAUAUGUGGGCUAGUAGGUUUGGCUGUUGGAUCGAUAGGAACCUUUGGAUUAUUAAUUGCAGUCGCAAAUAAGUUAGAACAAAAUCAAAAACUGGAUUAA